Molecule: messenger RNA, 535 nt
Organism: Haliotis rubra (blacklip abalone)
Lineage: Eukaryota; Metazoa; Mollusca; Gastropoda; Lepetellida; Haliotidae
Exons: 5
Coding region: 71-535 (154 amino acids)
Source: RefSeq, a predicted model, not a curated record
UUUGGGCGUGUGCAUUUUGCUACUCCUUAACUGUGAUUUCACCCGAGGUGUUGAUGAAACAGGCAGUCAAAUGUUGGCUUCCUUGGCUGAAGAAUUCCAAACAUUUCGGCUGAGCCAGAGACCAAGAACAGCGACGUCACGUAACGUCUAUACUUUCAACGACCGCUUGGAGUCCUUCAACUUCUCCAGAUAUGACCAAUAUAAGUACCAUGUUGACGGACUGUACGAGCGCUUAGUAAACAUCUCGGAGGACGAGCUGACCCGUCAGGAUAAAGUCAGCUAUAAAAUACUCCGUUACACACUAGAAGCCUUUCGAGACGGGUACCAGUGGAGAUUCUACGUUAACUUGAAUCCCGUGAACUUCCUUGAAGGAGUCCAGAUGGAUGUGAACCGGAUGACGAGCUUCCCCAUGAACACGAGGGGUGAUGUGGAGAAUUACCUUCACAGACUGACUCUGCUACCACAACAGAUAUCUGAGAUAAAAGAGAGUUUCCAGCAAGCCGUACGGAAUGGAACAACGUACCACCACCUUUAG